Messenger RNA from Penicillium maclennaniae, 2529 nucleotides. Its product is annotated as GcvT family protein. The transcript has a single exon. Bases 1 to 2529 code for a protein of 842 amino acids. Lineage: Eukaryota; Fungi; Ascomycota; Eurotiomycetes; Eurotiales; Aspergillaceae. The record is from RefSeq and is a predicted model, not a curated record. Gene Ontology annotation, molecular function: protein binding; oxidoreductase activity. Gene Ontology annotation, cellular component: mitochondrion.
AUGGCACCCAGCCAACGCGUUGUCAUCAUCGGCGCCGGAAUUGUGGGCACCAAUAUCGCUGACGAGCUGGUCUCGCAGGGAUGGAGCGAUAUCACUGUCGUUGAGCAGGGCCCCCUACAAAUGCCGGGCGGCUCGACAUCCCAUGCCCCAGGCCUCGUAUUUCAGACUACUCCUUCCAAAACGAUGACCAACCUCGCUCGCUACACUAUUGAAAAGCUGCAAUCACUUGAGAAGGAUGGACAAAGCUGCUUUAAUCAGGUUGGUGGUCUUGAAGUCGCGACAACUCCGGCUCGAUUAGAGGACCUCAAGCGCAGGCAUGGGUAUGCUUCUUCUUGGGGAAUUGAUGCUCGCCUUGUGAGCACUGAUGAGUGCCUCACGAUGUAUCCCCAUCUGAACAAAGAUAUGGUGCUAGGAGGUCUCCACGUUCCUACCGACGGCCUUGCGCUUGCUGCUCGUGCGACACAGCUGCUCAUUGAGAAGACGAGUAACGCCGGUGUUCGCUAUAUAGGCUCAAAUCCUGUCACUGGUAUUGAGAAAACCGGCCGCCGAGUGACAGGCGUGAUUACUCCCACUGGCACCAUACCCGCCGACAUUAUCAUUUCCUGCGCCGGAUUCUGGGGUGUCGAGAUUGGCGCCAUGGUUGGAGUAUCAAUACCCCUCCUCCCACUAGCACACCAAUACGCGAGGACGACAGAUGUGCCGGCUCUUGCGGGACGCGAAAUCAAUAAAAAAAUGAACGGAAUGAACGCAACCCUUCCUAUCUUGCGACACCAGGACCAGGACCUUUAUUACCGCGAGCACGGUGAACAAUAUGGAAUCGGUUACUAUGGCCACCGACCUAUGCCGGUCGUCGCGGGAUCCUUGGGACCGACUGGCAAGGAUGUCGACGAAAAGAACAUGCCCUCUCGCCUUGAAUUCACGCCCGAGGACUUCGAUCCCGCCUGGCAGGAGUCCCAGAAAUUGUUGCCCAUUUUGAAAGGUACCAAGCUCUCCGACGGCUUCAACGGUAUCUUCUCGUUUACUCCGGAUGGUGGUCCUAUCUUUGGCCAGGCACCUAAUGUGGAUGGAUUCUGGGUGGCCGAAGCUGUUUGGGUAACGCACUCUGCCGGUGUUGCACGAGCCAUGGCAGAGACCUUGACAAACGGCCGCUCCACGAUAGAUAUGACCGAGUGCGAACUGUCUCGCUUCGAAGAAAUCCAGCUGAGUCGCUCCUAUAUCAACGAAACCUCAGCACAGAACUUCGUUGAGAUUUACGAUAUUCUCCACCCAUUGCAGCCGAAAGAAUCUCCUCGAAAGCUUCGCACAAGUCCCUUUUAUAGCCGGCAAAAGGAGCUCGGUGCUUUCUGUCUCGAGGUCGGCGGCUGGGAACGCCCCCAAUGGUAUGACGCGAACGCGGAUUUGGUCAAGUCCCUUCCAGCGGAGUGGAAGCCUGUCGACCGGGAUGCCUGGUCAGCGCAAUUCUACUCUCCCAUCACUGCUGCAGAGGCUUGGAAGACACGUCAUGCCGUGGCAAUGUUUGAUAUGACCACUUUCCACCGAUUUGAGGUCACCGGUCCCGGAGCUGUCACUUUGCUCCAAAGGCUGUGCACCGGGGAUGUCAACACCAAUAUAGGAGUCAUCACCUAUGCUCUCCUCCUUAAUGACCAAGGCGGUAUCCGUAGUGACAUCUUCGUGUCAAGACUCGCCGAAGACAGGUUCCAAAUCGGUGCCAACAGCGCAAUCGAUCUAGCGUAUCUCACCCGUGAAGCUCGUCGCCAAGGACAAUGGGUCGAGGUUCGCGACUUAACCGGCAGCACCUGUUGCAUCGGUCUCUGGGGUCCUCGGGCACGAGAUGUCAUCAGUACCAUUAUUAGAGACGAUUUCUCCAACAAGGACCUGCCUCACUUGGGUGUCAAGGACGCCAUUCUCAACGGCAUCCCGGUCAUAGCCUUCCGCAAAUCUUAUGUCGGAGAGCUCGGCUGGGAAAUCCAGACUACCGCAGACUACGGCUUACGGCUGUGGGAUACUAUAUACCAAGCUGGCAAGAACCAUGGACUCAUCGCCGCGGGCCGUGGCGCUUUCAACUCUCUGCGCCUGGAGAAGGGUUAUCGAAUUUUCGGCGCCGAUAUGACCACAGAGCAUAAUCCCUAUGAAGCUGGAGUCCAAUCUGCCAUUAGAUUCAGUAAAUGGGAGGACUACGUCGGGCGAUCGGCACUCGAGCGACUGGCCCAAGAAAAGCCCACUCGUCGUCUGCGCUGCCUGACUGUCAAUGAUGGCCGAUCCAUGAUCCUAGGUAAAGAACCCGUGUUCCACAAUGACAAACCUGUCGGCUAUGUCACCAGUGCAGGGUUCGGUUUCACUGUUCAUAAGCCUGUCGCAUAUGCCUGGCUGCCGAGCAAGCUGGACGAAGGCGACUCUGUCGAGAUCGAGUACUUCGGCCGUCGCAUCAAGGCCACUGUUACCGCAGAGCCACUGUACGAUCCCGAUAUGAAGCGCCUACAAGAUAUCGGGCCAGCCGUCGUUCCUGCGACGAUCAGGUCUCGGCUGUAA